Molecule: messenger RNA, 1179 nt
Organism: Owenia fusiformis
Lineage: Eukaryota; Metazoa; Annelida; Polychaeta; Sabellida; Oweniidae
Source: the annotation of a GenBank genome assembly
CUAGUGUGACAUCAUCUGCUGGAAUGACUUCAUCUGUUGCUGUAACAUCAUAUCCUGGUGUGACAUCAUCUCCUAGUGUGACAUCAUCUACUGGUAUGACAUCAUCUAUUAACAAAACGGGACCAUUAGAGAAGGUAGCCCAAACAAAAAGCAAGAAAAGUAUUCCAAGAAUGCUCUUCAACUCGCCAAGAGCUAAGACUAGAAAACUUCCCAUUGAACCUCAAAGCCAUAUAGAUACCAACCCUAACACACCAGCUCACAAAAACGGCUCACCAAAUCCAAAAGCUCAAAAAUUUACUUCUCCAAAUCAAACCAUAACAGCUCGUCCCAAACCUAUGAAUAAAACUGAUCCAUUUAUUAAAGACGCCAUUUCUGACCCUGACUCGGAAGAGAGUUACCAGAGUAGUGAGCAGGUACAGCAAGACACUAAUGAAGUUUACCUGGAGAUCCUAGCUGAAAAGAUGCAAAAGCUGACCCCUCCAGAGAUGCUAAAUAAGCCAAUUGGAAACUAUAAGAGCCCUUCUCCUGAAGACAGUGGUGGUGUUAGGUUCAAAAGUCCACAUCCUGUAGGGCUACGUAAGGAUCAUAGAAUCAGCACGCCAAAGAAAAUAAGUUCACCUAUACUAAAUAUCAGUAUGAUAUCUGCUAUUGAGAAAUGUACAAAAGUUUCAAACAAACAACUCAGUGAUAUUGAGUACAACGGAAGGGCCAUUGACAAACACCCCAAAGGCAUCAGUUAUCACCCCAAAGCCAUUGAUAAUCACCCCAAAGCUAAUGAUCAUAACCCCAAACCCAUAAAAACAAAUCCACACCAUUAUGACCUUAGACUUAUUAAUUCCAUCGAUGACCAAUGUGCUGAACCUGACGCAAAUGAAGAGCAAGAGAUGUUGUCUGAAGAUGGUAGUGGUACAGAAGUUUAUGGUGACUCAAAUGAAGCUCCCUCUGCCCAGAAAUUGGUGACAUCUAAAUUGUAUUGUGUAAGCGAUGACAGUACGCUUGGCAGUGCUAAGGAGAAAGUCAGGAAGAUUGUAGAAUGUAUUAAGAAUCCGGAUGAGUUAAGACAUACUGACAAAAAACAGCCUAGUUACAAAAAUAGUAGCAAUCAAGACCCUAACAACAAACAGCCUGGAAGCAAACAGUAUUUGUUCAAAUAUCCAGACAACAAACACCAUGGUAACC